AUGUGGCAACUCAAGAUGGAGGUCAUUCUGGUUCAAGACGAAGUUGAUUUGGCACUACAAGGAGUUGAGAAUAUUCCAGAUAAUAUGUCAAAGGAAGAUCUUGAGGGUAUGGAUAAGAAGGCCCGAUCAAGCAUUAUUCUAAAUUUUUCUGAUGAGAUUUUACGGGAGGUAGCUACGGAGACUAUGACUAAGAAGGAAUAUACUAGUUGUACAAAUAGUGCGCAGAAGCAGAUGAAGCUUGAGAUUGAUAGUUUAGAUUCUUUUAAGUUGAACUCUUCUACUCAAAGAAUGCCAGUAGAUGGUAUGGAAUCUACUGACAAAGAUUAUCUAGAGGAAGAGCAAUAUUCCAUAGCUAAAGAUAGAUCACGGAGAAAUAUUCGACCACCACAAAGAUAUGCAAAUUUGGAGAAGGCACUUCUCACGACGAAGCCAGUGCUGGACGAUGCAAUAGGAGGGGUUUACAAGUCGCUACACCCUGCGAAGAUGGUGGUCGCCGACUUAGGUUGCUCCUCGGGCUCCAACACUUUCGUGGUGAUGUCCGAGGUGCUCGACGUCGUCGGCGACCUACGACGAAGUCUGCAGGAACGUCAGGAGCCACCGGAGAUCCAGUUCUUCUUAAAUGACCUUCCGGGGACGACUUCAAUCACGUUUUCCGGUGUCUGGGCGAGUACAAGAGGAAGGUCGAGCAAGAGAAGGGGAAUCUGCUGGUGCCCUACUACGUGGUGGGAGUGCCGGGCUCCUUCUACGGCAGGCUUUUCCCACGUCGGAGCGUCCACUUCUUCCACUGUUCCUCAAGGACUCGACACCGAACGGGGUGCUUCACUCAACAACACGAACAUCUACAUUACAGAGACAAGCCCACCGGAGGUUGUGAAAGCAUAUCAACGACAAUUCCAAAGAGACCUUUCAGAAUUUCUCAGGUGUCGGUAUGCAGAACUCAGCUACGAAGGCAGACUGGGAAUGAUAGAGGAGGACAAACUGGUAACCUUCAAUCUGCCACGUUAUGCGCCUUCCAUGGAAGAAGUGAAGGCAGUGAUCCAUGGUGAUGGUCUGUUCGAUGAAGAAGACACACAAGUUUUCGAGGCUAAUUGGGACGCGUUCGACGAUUCGGACGAUGAUUCUGCUGCAUUCGACAGUGAUCUAAGCGGCAAAAACGUGGCAAAAUACGUAAGAGCAGCGGUGCAACCAUUGAUUUCGGAGCAAUUCGGCGACGCCAUUCUCGAUGAGCUCUUCGCUAGAUAUGCAGCAAAUGUUUCGUGGCACCUCCUUCAGCAGAAAACUAAGCAUAGCGUGUUUGUCAUUUCCUUGAAGAAAAAGAAUGAAAGCCAUCUCGCUGCUGCUUGA
Musa acuminata AAA Group (dessert banana) is the source of this 1344-nucleotide messenger RNA. Its product is annotated as anthranilate O-methyltransferase 2-like. The transcript is spliced from 5 exons. The coding region runs from base 1 to 1344 and encodes 447 amino acids. Gene Ontology annotation, biological process: methylation. Gene Ontology annotation, molecular function: S-adenosylmethionine-dependent methyltransferase activity. The record is from RefSeq and is a predicted model, not a curated record. NCBI's taxonomy places the organism in Eukaryota, Viridiplantae, Streptophyta, Magnoliopsida, Zingiberales, Musaceae.